CUAAGUGUAUGUGCUCCUGUAACGAAUGAAUUUCCCCACUGUGGGAUUAAUAAAGUCUAUUCGAUUCUAUUCUAAAUGAAGAAUUAAAACCACGGGUGUGUUUGUUUCAGACUGAUGAAAUCUCUCACAGAGCUUUCAUGAAGUUGACCGUUAGUAACCCACGUGACUCCUCCCAUUCUGCAACCCGCGGUCACGUUGCGUGAACCAGGAAGUUUCUGGAUGAAUCCAGUUUUUUUAGCUCCGCCCAUCCCAUCCUCGGCUGACUCAAGCGGCGGCGCCUUCGGUAUAAAGGCUCAGCGCAGUCGACCCGGCCGCGCAGCUCGACUCAUUCAUGGAUGCUACAGAGAGACAAGACUCGGGGCACGCGCCGGAGCUUCAGAGAGAAGAGUCAGGAUGGUUUACACAGCAGCUACGCCUUUCGGACACGGAGUGUCCUUGCUGUCUGAGGAAGACAUGAUCGGAAAGUAUUCCUUCCGACAAAAAGCCUCCCGAGAGAUGAGUUCGGUCCGGCGGGGGAGCGUCGACAGCUACGACGAGAGAGAAAACUGCUCCUCUUUCACCAACUUGGACCCCGGUCUGGAGGAUGAACAACGGCUCCUCCACCAGAAUGUGACCCAGCAGUUGGAGCGCUGCUUGACGGAGGCGAAGACCUCCACCCUCCUCUGCCAGGUGGUGCUGCUGCCCCGUCACCUGCUCACCAGGAUUGGCCAUCACAUCCUCUGUUCCUCAUCGGACGAGCCCUGUGGGCUCCGAGGGGCCUCCAUUGCACUCUACGUCGACGACAAAGAUGGCCUGAAGACUGUGGGGACUUUCUUUCCUGAUCCAAGUGUCACCCCGACCUUUGAACUUUCUGUGGUCCUCAAGGUGGACAAGGAGGACGGCUGGCCGUCUCUGAAACACAUCUUCAACAAGGUUCUGAAGCUGAGACCGGAGUACCGGCUGGUGAAGAGGAAGCUCUACUCUUCUGCCAGUCCUGUUGUUCAGGACUUCAGCGAGAAGUGAAGCGACGACUCAUUCUGGUUUUUCUAGUGUACAAGAAGUUGUCAUGCACUGUAAAUGCUCAGAUUUUUUUAUUCAUACAUGAACUUUGAGCAGGUCCUCAAACGGCACGUUAAGAUUGUCAGUAUUUACUCGAAACACUGAAGAUCUUAAUUUCCAUCAGGAAGGUGCUGGUCCCUCCUGAAUUCUGUUUUUGUAUUUAUAAAGCUGCUAAAUAAAUAAUUUACACUG
Messenger RNA from Nothobranchius furzeri (turquoise killifish), 1230 nucleotides. RefSeq names its product DNA damage-inducible transcript 4-like protein. The record is from RefSeq and is a predicted model, not a curated record. Lineage: Eukaryota; Metazoa; Chordata; Actinopteri; Cyprinodontiformes; Nothobranchiidae. Gene Ontology annotation, cellular component: cytoplasm. Gene Ontology annotation, biological process: negative regulation of signal transduction.